CCCUUAAGGUCAUGCCUAUCACGGUUGCCGUAACGAAAAAGAUGACAGUUACCAUGGUAACAAUGAUGUGGUUAACAGCACUUGUACUCGCAGCUUUACCGCUGACAGGCUUCAUUGUAUUUGAAUUUAGGCCGGGGUCAACUCAGUGUGGAGUUCAAAUCCCAACCAAUGUUGGUCAAACCAGUUACUCAUUUGUGGUUCUUGUGUUCGCCUUCCUUAUGCCGCUAUGUAUCAUGGGAUUCUGUUACAUCAACGUCUUCCUGAAAGCAAGGGGACUUGACAUUCGCCUUUCGAGGAGGUCAUUAUCGAGUAUCAACAGCGAAAGUUCGCUGUCCCAACAAAGUCAAGUAGCCGUGACCGUUUUUAUGAGGCUCAUGGUUUUUAUUGUCUGUUGGUCACCUUACUUCGCGUACAUGAUGUACUUGAGCGCUCGUCAAGUGAAAAGCCCAAACGCAUUCGCUCGAGGCCUGGGACUAGCUUCUUAUUGGUUUGCUUUCCUAAACAGCUGCAUUAACCCGUUCGUGUACGGCAUCGGGGAUCGAAAGAUCAGAAAAUCAUUGUAUUCAAGGGGCUGCAAUCGCAAAUUUCGAAGAAGUCGCGAACGUCACCAUUCCUUGAGAAAAGCACAUGAUCACUGUGAUUCGUGUUUAGUAACACCCCUGCCAUUAAUCGACUGCGACAAAACAUCCCCUCCCUACCCUGCUUUUAUCAACGUUGUUGCCCUGACAGAAGAAGACAUAACCAGCCCCAAUGAGAAGAUCGACAAGGCGACUGUGGACAGUGGAACUCAAACGUGCGAAAACUGAAAAUUUCAUCUUUCAAAGAUUUGCCACAAAUUUAUAUCGUCAAUGGAGCGUCUUCCACCCUAAACCAAGUAUUUCCACGUCAGUUACAAAAACAGCA
Molecule: messenger RNA, 903 nt
Organism: Stylophora pistillata
Lineage: Eukaryota; Metazoa; Cnidaria; Anthozoa; Scleractinia; Pocilloporidae
Product: melatonin receptor type 1B-B-like
Source: RefSeq, a predicted model, not a curated record